Hevea brasiliensis (rubber tree) is the source of this 2345-nucleotide messenger RNA. Its product is annotated as VIN3-like protein 2. The transcript has 4 exons. Lineage: Eukaryota; Viridiplantae; Streptophyta; Magnoliopsida; Malpighiales; Euphorbiaceae. Gene Ontology annotation, molecular function: protein binding. Bases 253 to 2124 code for a protein of 623 amino acids. Gene Ontology annotation, biological process: vernalization response; epigenetic regulation of gene expression. The record is from RefSeq and is a predicted model, not a curated record.
CGCUACACCCUUUUAGGAAAGAGAAAGGAAAGGAAAGGAAACCAAGAAUCCCUCCCUCAUUUGAAGCUUCAGAGUCCUAUAUGCAUUCAACAUCAUAUCUUCACAAUAUGUGCAUUAUCACUUUUUUAUCACUCUAAAAAUCCUCUCUUGUUUAUUUAUUAUAUAACCAUUCUCUCAGCAAAUAAGACUACUCCUACGAGCUUUACUGCUUUUGUUUUGGUUUUGUUUUUGGUUUUUCUUCUCGUUUAUGUUAUGAGCAAAGCAGAGAAGAAUGAGCCAUUGGGCAUGACCUCAGGAGGGUUCUCAGGCUUUGUGCUUGACCCAGCACAAUGCAGCCAAUUAAGCAUGGAAGAGAAAAGAAAACUCAUUCGAGAGAUUGCCCAAUGGUCAAAAGAUGCCCCAGAGAUUCUUAGUUCAUUCACCCGCAGGGAGCUUCUUGAAAUUAUUUGUGCUGAGAUGGGUAAAGAGAGAAAAUACUCAGGAUAUACUAAACUUCGAAUGAUAGAGCACCUUCUAAAGUUGGUUUCACAGAAGUCCAAGAGGGGGAAUACUGAUGAUAUUAUUGCCUUGUCUCCUGCCAAACCUCAGACUGGAUAUAAAAGGCAAAGGGUGAAAGAAUCCCAACUUCAACUACCAACUGAGUCAGAUCCUGCUUCUCAGGAGAAUAACAAAGAAGUUAAAAUCCAAGUCUGUCAGAAUGUUGCAUGCAGAGCUACUUUAUCUGCAGAUGAUGCUUUUUGCAAGAGAUGUUCUUGCUGUAUCUGUCACUACUAUGAUGAUAAUAAGGAUCCUAGUCUAUGGUUAACUUGUGGUUCUGAUUCUCUUGGUGAGAAAUCGUGUGGACUUACGUGCCAUUUGAUAUGUGCUUUGAAGGAUGAAAGAACUGGAAUUGUGAAGAUUGGUUAUCAUACAAAGUUGGAUGGCAGUUUCUACUGUGUUUCUUGUGGAAAAAUUAAUGGACUAAUGAGAACCUGGCGGAAACAAUUGCUGAUUGCCCAAGAGGCCAGAAGAGUUGAUGUAUUGUGUCUACGAGUCCUUUUGGGUUAUAAGAUUCUCACAGGGACUGAGCAAUAUAAAGAAAUGCAACAGUGCCUGGAAACUGCCUUACAACUGCUGAAGAAUGAGUUGGGACCUCUUGAUCUGGUGUAUGCAAAGAUGGCGCGGGGAAUAGUCAAUAGGCUCUCAUGUGGUGCUGAGGUUCAGAAGCUGUGUGCCUCUACAGUGGAAGCUUUUGAUUUAAUGUUUUCUCACGUGGCAAAGUUAGAACCAGUGUCUUGUAAGAUUCAAUUUGAAGAAUCCUCCUCAACUUCAGUGGUCAUUGUACUAGAAUAUGUAGAUGAUCUCUCUGAUGACAUCCUAGGUUGCGUGCUGUGGCAUCGUGAGUCUAAAGCCAAGGAUUAUCCUCAAAAACCCACUUUUGUUAUAUUGAAGCCAGAGAAAAGAUGCAAGAUAUGUAAUUUAACUCCUUCUACUGAGUAUUUCUGCAAGGCUUCUUUCUUUGGUAGUGCAGGGAUUCUAAGCGGCGAUUGGGAAGCUAAUUGGAUCACUCCUAAGCUCAAUGGACAUUCUGAUACAGCUUUUGGCGAAUACAGAGACGAACAAAAACCUAUAAUUGCUCAAAUUCAGUCGCAGGUGAAAUCAACCAAUUCCAGAAACAUCAAAUUAAUUGGGGAAGGCUCAACAGGAUCACAAUCAGUAAACUACAUCAAUGGGAACAAGAAGGAAGGUUUAUGCUCACUGCCUCCAUCCUUGGAAGUUGUUUCAUCAGGAAGCCUUGGAACACUUUCUCCCAAAACACCCUGUAAAUCCAGAGGAAUUCAAGAAGUGUCAGGUUUGGGUUGUAAAAAGCAAACGGAGGAGAGUGCUUAUGAAUAUUCAGUGAGAGUAGUCAAAUGGUUAGAAAGUGAAGGACACAUAGAGGAAGAUUUUAGAGUUAAAUUUCUCACUUGGUUCAGUCUGAAAGCAACAGUGCAAGAGAGAAGGGUAGUCAAUGUUUUUGUGGAUGCUUUAAUUGAUGACCCACCUAGCUUGGCUGGGCAGCUCAUCCAUUCUUUCAUGGACAAGAUUUGCUGUGAGCGGAAAACAGUUCAUCACCACGGAUUCUGCACUACUCUGUGGCAUUAAAUACCAAAAUUAAGUUUUAGUUUGGUUGGAAAAUUUAGGGAAGUAGUUAAAUGUCUAGGAUUUUGUGUUGGAACAAGAGAAAAUGACUAGAGCAAGCUAAAUGUGCAGCUCCUUAGUUUUGAGUUCUAUCUGUCAGUAGUGUUUGAUGAUAAAUUUACAUGCAUAUUCUGCACAACUACACAACAAUAUAUGGUAUUAUCGCCAUGCAGAAAUUCAUGGAA